ACUCACAAACCAAUUUCUCUAUCUUCAUGACAGAUGUUAGUCAUGAGUUUUCACCAGUCCUGUCUGACCUGUUAGCCCCUCUCCACAUCAGUAUUGAAAUGGGGUGAGGAGACAGAAAUGAUCACCUCCUUUCUCUCCUGUUGGGAAGGUUUGAGGGUAGAGCCAGUACUGAUUCUACAAUCUCCUCAGAAGUUAUUUGGGUUUCUUCCCCCUUUCCUGUUCCCCUCUCUGAGGUUCCCUUCCCCCUGGCACAGGGAGUGGCUCCUGUCUGGAUUCUCUCUCUGUCACAGCAGGUGAUGGGAUGGUGAGUGAGAGCAAGGAGGCGAACCCUCAGCAGGAAGGUCCCGAACAAGUACAUUGGACGGUAUCAGGAAGAGCUGAUGGGGAUGUUUUCAAGAGUCCUGAGUGUAAAAGAGUGCCAGAGAAUCAGUGCAGGCCAGAGCGGUAUCAUGGAAACGAUCAAGAAGAGAGACAAGGUAAAUCCAGUCAUUUGAGCAGAGUAGUUGAGAAAAUCAAAGACACUGUUCAGCAGAGAAUCCCCACUGGAGAGAGACCCAACACGUGCAGUGACUGUGGGAAAAAAUAUCUUUGGAGGUCAGCCCUUAUUAUUCAUGAGAGAAUCCACACAGGAGAAAAACCAUAUAAGUGUCCUGAUUGCGAGAAAAGCUUCAGCCAGCGCUCAGACCUCACCAAACAUCAGAGAGUCCACACAGGAGGGAAGCCUUACAAAUGUCUCGAAUGCGGGAAAAGCUUCAGUUGUAGUUCAACCCUCACCGCACACCAGCUAAUCCACAUGGGAGAAAGACCCUAUAAAUGCCACGAAUGUGGAAAAAGCUUCAGUGAUAGAUCCACCCUCAGUACAUACCAGAGAAUCCACACAGGAGAGAGACCCUAUAAAUGCCUGACCUGUGGGAAAAGUUUCAGGGAUCGGUCAACUUUUAAUAAACACCAGAGAAUCCACACAGGAGAGAAACCACAUAAAUGCCCCAAGUGCGGGCAAAGUUUCCGUCAGCUCACACAACUCGUUAGACACAAGAGAUUUGACACAGGAGAGAGACCCCAUAAAUGCCUGACUUGUGGGAAAAGCUUCCGGGAUAGAUCCACCUUUAAUGAACACCAGAGAAUCCACACGGGAGAAAAACCUUAUAAAUGCCUAGAGUGUGGGAAAAGCUUCCGGCACAGCUCAACCUUUAUUAGGCAUCAUUAGACAUUUAUUAGACAUAUUAGGCAUUUAUUAGAAUCCACAGAAGACACAAACCUUAGGACUGGGAUGGGCAAAGUGAAUAAUAUCUUGCUGAUUCCAACUAACCCCAGAGGGCCAGGCCAGGCUGGAAGGGCCAUGAACUGGGGACAUGCACUAGUUAUAAAAGCAAUGAAUGAAAUCAUCUUUCUGGAACAGAGUCAUGCAGAGCAAGUUUCCCAUGCUGGGAUGGUAUUUGAUUAUUAAUUCUUAAGAAGCUCUGAAGAUCAUCCUAUAAUCUAGGAGUUCUCUUUGCUAUAUCUUGACUUCAGUAAGACUUUUGAUAUUGUCUCACAUGACCUUCUCAUCAACAAACUA
Mauremys reevesii (Reeves's turtle) is the source of this 1558-nucleotide messenger RNA. RefSeq names its product zinc finger protein 525-like. Gene Ontology annotation, biological process: negative regulation of transcription by RNA polymerase II. The record is from RefSeq and is a predicted model, not a curated record. The transcript has a single exon. Gene Ontology annotation, molecular function: DNA-binding transcription repressor activity, RNA polymerase II-specific. Lineage: Eukaryota; Metazoa; Chordata; Testudines; Geoemydidae. Bases 302 to 1207 code for a protein of 301 amino acids.